ACUACAUAACGGCAGUAGCAACAACACAUAAACAGCAGUUUGCUGCACGUUGCACGUUUUUCUUAUUGGACUUAGUGGUGAAAAUGGGGCCGUUGUGAAUUAACCAGAAAAUUUAAGAUAAACUCGCGCAUUUUGGAAAGCUUGACACCAAAUUUCAUACACAAUAUUCACAUACACGUACAGUUUGAAACAAAAUUCAGCAGGUUAAAAACGCAAAUGUGACAAAUAUCGAGCGAGUGUCUAAAUUAAUGCGGCGGAUAUUUUCUCACAGCAAGAAGAAAAGGAAAACAGACACUUUAGUAAGCCGUCGCUGUCGUUGUCGUCAACGCCAGCGCCAGCGUCGAGCAGGUGUUAUGCAAGCCCAAGCAGUGCAGCCCCAAACAGCAGCAACAACAACAACAACAGAAGCAAUCAAUUCAAUUAGCCGGCCGUCAUGCUACUGAAUCGAUUCGUAUCAGCCAUUAAAAAUCAAUCGAAGGACACGCUGCGCGCAUGGUCCUAUCAAUGCGAAUCAAUAUUUGCGCAACGCUCCCGACGAUUGCAGCAACUCGUGAGCUUUUAUCAAUCGGUCUACGGCUCACAAGGGCUGAAACAGUUGUGGCGCGCCUAUUACCGGCGUGAGCUGCAGCCACCUCUGCGGGGGUUCAUGCUCAGUGCCGUCGGCAUUAUGGGUCUGAACAUGAAACAGUUGGGCAGCGAUGGCUUCGAUUGGAACAAGGAGCGCCUUGAUUUGGCCAAUUUUGAUGUAUGCCGGCGCGAUAUUGAAUUCAUAAAUACCCUACCAAUGAACCAAAUCUGCGACCGUUGCGCGGCCAAGAAGAUGAAGUACUGCUACUGUCUGCUGGGUAACAGGCGUUGCAAAAAGGAUGGCGCCAGCAUUCCAGCCGGUGGUGCACCUGAACCGAAGGUAAAUGAUCCGGCUAAGGAACAAUUACCGGACGCGGGAAGCAUACGGAACUGCCAGGUGCCGCUGGAUCUUGACAAAGAGGGCUCGCCGGUGGGGACAGUGCGCAUACAAGCGGAGGAUGAACACACGUGGGAGCCGUAUUUCAGCAAAAAUGAGUUCUCCAUCUGGCGGCGCGAGGAGCGUACCUCCAUGUACUCCUACAAGGUGUAUGCGCGCUUCGAUGACAUCACAGCAGAUGACUUUUUGCACGUGCAAACGGAUCUGGACUAUAGACGGCAAUGGGAUGACACGGCGCUCCGACUAGAGCUGAUAAGCGAGGAUCCAGUGCCUGGAAGUAAUUCGCAUUUGAUAUAUUGGGAGAUGCAAUGGCCGCGUCUAUUCGCUAAUCGGGAUUAUGUUUACUGUCGACGCUUCAUCAAGGACGACGCACGCAAGGUCAUACUCAUAUGUAGUCGCGGGGCUAAGCAUAAUUCGUAUCCCGCCUUCUCGGGCAAAGUGCGUGUGACGGACUACUGGAGCCUGAUGGUGAUCAAACCGUUUCGGAGCUUUCACGAGCCCGGAUUGCACUUCAUACUCACCUAUUACGAUGAUCCCGGCAUACCAAUACCGCAAAACAUUAAAUCCUGGGUGACGCAAAAGCAAAUGCCCGAAUUUCUCACAAAAAUGUAUGUGGCCACCAAGAACUACGCGUGCUCGCGAGCCCUCAAGAUGAAGGACAUGUUCAAUAGCUUUGCGCUAAUCAAUGACGAAUACACAGCGAAUGCCCAACGGGCCAGCUGGCUGGGAAGUCUCAAAAGGCAUCGCCGCCCCAAACUGUCUGAUGACACCGACAGUGGCCAGCGUGGUCGCUGAACUGAACAGGCUCCAUCAUCAACAGCAGCACCUACGCCAAAUAAUCUAAUAACACUUUACAAACAUAUUAGCGAUAAUGGAUAGCAAUCGAAAACAUUAGAGCCGUUCCUCACCUUUCGUUCUUAUAUUGUAUUUAGAAGUUAGACAGCGUUUUAAUUUUAACAAGUUUUUCCAACAUCUGAAUGCCUGUGUCUAUUUUUAAUUAUUUAAAAAAGCAAUUGUUUUUCAAACACAUCGGAAGGUGCAAUAAAAGGCAUUCGCAACUGGUGGCAUUUGACCCGUAACGGCUCAAGAAAUAUCGAAAUUAAAUUCAAUACAUUGUUAAAUAAUAUAUAAAUAGUCAGAAAUUAAGUGCGAAACGCUGUUAGAACUGCAUAUAUAGGACAUUUUUGAAAUUACACACCUGUAAAUACAAUAUACAAAACA
Molecule: messenger RNA, 2185 nt
Organism: Scaptodrosophila lebanonensis
Lineage: Eukaryota; Metazoa; Arthropoda; Insecta; Diptera; Drosophilidae
Exons: 1
Coding region: 434-1759 (441 amino acids)
Molecular function (GO): lipid binding
Source: RefSeq, a predicted model, not a curated record